AGAGCAGAUGAGGCUCCAGCUCCCCACCUCACAGCUCAUCGUCUUCCCUUCUGCAGGAGUGCUGAAUCCUCAGGAACUUCUCACUACACACCAUCCUCUCUGCUCUGCAGAGCACCUCCAUUCACUGUCUGAAAAAGACACGAGGAGAAGUUUCCAGGAAGUGCUCCCGAAAGUGUCAAAAGCUGUGCAGCAAAGACAGUUCACUGAGCAGGGAGCUGCUCAUCAAGGAGGGGCCUUCCAAGUCUGCCAUCCGGGAGAUGCUACCCCAGAGAGCCCACAAGAAGUGGCAGCAGGCGCAGGGCCUGGAAAGGAGGAAGCAAUGAGGACCCCGUUGGAUUAAGGCCACACUUUCUUCCCAAGAAAAACUGCGUCAAACGGUUAAACUCUCCUCAUAUAGAAAUUUUACCACCUUCUUCAGUGGCACAAAGUUCUGUCCUGUGGUCAAACUAACUGCUUCUCGCCAUGGAAGUCCCCAGGCUGCCUCCUAACCAUGGAUAGUGGAGCUCAUUAUUGGGCAAAGUCUGUUCAACAGAAAUUCUCUUUAGUUCUUGAUCUUUUUGCCAAGGGAGUGAAUUAGACCUGAGACUUCCUUGUUCAGCCCAGGUGCCAUCCUGGCCAGUGCUAUGUGCCACUUGCAUGGACAGUAGCUGUGCAUCCCAUCACACUGCAGGGGACAGCUGCUGGGGGGCCUGGGCCUUCUCUCAGCGGCAGUGAUCCUGGAAUGGCCUGGUGGCACAGUUGCAGGUCAGCGUCAGCAUUCCAAGCACAUCACUGGAAUCGGGGUAAACUCCUGGGAACCAUAACCUGCUCUCGAUUUUCUGAGCAUGACCAGUCUGGGGUUGUUGAUGAGGGUCUGCAGCAGGAGCCACCUCGUCCUGGACCUGGCU
Diceros bicornis minor is the source of this 887-nucleotide messenger RNA. RefSeq names its product ral guanine nucleotide dissociation stimulator-like. NCBI's taxonomy places the organism in Eukaryota, Metazoa, Chordata, Mammalia, Perissodactyla, Rhinocerotidae. The transcript is spliced from 4 exons. Gene Ontology annotation, molecular function: guanyl-nucleotide exchange factor activity. Bases 8 to 340 code for a protein of 110 amino acids. The record is from RefSeq and is a predicted model, not a curated record. Gene Ontology annotation, biological process: small GTPase-mediated signal transduction.